AACCCGUCCUGCCGGUCGGGCCGCCGCCUCCAGCCCGGCUGCGCCAACCCCAGCGCUGCCGCCCCAGCCCCGCCGGCCCCCCCGCACCCACCCGCGCUGCGGGCCCUGCUCUGCCGGCCCCGCUGCUGCUGCCGACAGCAACCGCCCUGCUCCUGCUCCUGCUGCUCCAGCCCCAGCGCGGCCGACCCAGCGCAGCCUGCUCGCAAACCUUUUGCAAACCCUUUUGCAACCCUCUCGCAACCUUCUCGCUCAGCUCGCAACCUCCACUCAGCUUUCCUGCUCAUUUUCCAACCUUCUUGCCCAUUUCCAGCUCCCUUCCCCGUUUGAAAACUUCCUUCCUCGUUUUCCAACCUUCUUCCCCACUUUCCAACCUUCUUCCCCACUUUAAAACUUCCUUUCCCCAUUUUCCAACUUCUUUUCCCGUUUUCCAGCCUCCUUCCCCACUUUCCAACCUCCUUUCCCACUUGCCGCCCCCCGCCCACCUCUGUCCCCGGCCCGUGUCACCAUGUCGGUCACCAUCACCAGGAAGAGCGUCCGCAGCAGCGGCAGCUCCGCCGUCCCCGGCCGCUCCUUCAGCUCCCGCUCGUACACGGCGGGCCCGGCCGUGAGGAUGAGCGCGGCCUCGGCCUUCGGCGCCUACGGCGGGAGCCGCUUCGGGGCCGGGCUGUACCGGGGUGCCGGGGCUGCACCGGGUGCAGGCGGCGGCAUCGCGGCCGUCAGCGUCAACCAGAGCCUGCUGACCCCCCUGAACCUGGAGAUCGACCCCAGCAUCCAGCGGGUGCGCAAGGAGGAGAAGGAGCAGAUCAAGACGCUCAACAACAAGUUCGCCUCCUUCAUCGACAAGGUGCGGUUCCUGGAGCAGCAGAACAAGAUGCUGGAGACCAAGUGGAGCCUCCUGCAGAGCCAGCAGCCCCCCCGCAGCAACAUGGGGGGGCUGUUCGAGGGCUACAUCGCCAGCCUGCGGCGGCAGCUGGACGGGCUGGGCCAGGAGCGCCUGCGCCUGGAGGCCGAGCUGGGCAGCAUGGAGGGGCUGGUGGAGGAGUUCAAGAACAAGUACGAAGAAGAGAUCAACCACCGCACCGAGAAGGAAAAUGAGUUUGUCCUGCUCAAAAAGGACGUGGACGAAGCGUACAUGAGCAAGGUGGAGCUGGAGUCGCGCCUGGAGAGCCUGACGGACGAGAUCAGCUUCCUGCGGCAGCUCUACGAGGAGGAGCUGCGGGUGCUGCAGUCCCACGUCUCCGACACCUCGGUGGUGCUGUCCAUGGACAACAGCCGCAGCCUGGACAUGGACGGGAUCAUCGCCGAGGUGAAGGCGCAGUACGAGGAGAUCGCCAACCGCAGCCGCGCCGAGGCCGAGAGCAUGUACCAGAUCAAGUACGAGGAGCUGAAGAGCACAGCGGGGAAGCACGGGGACGACCUGCGCAACACCCGCAGCGAGAUCAACGAGCUCAACAGGCUGAUCCAGCGCAUCCAGGCGGAGAUUGAGGCGCUGAAAAACCAGCGUGCCAGCCUGGAGACGGCCAUCGCGGAGGCCGAGGAGCGUGGGGAGCUGGCGCUGAAGGACGCGCGGGGGAAGCUGGCGGAGCUGGAGGCCGCGCUGCAGCAGGCCAAGGCCGACAUGGCCCGGCAGCUGCGCGAGUACCAGGAGCUCAUGAACGUCAAGCUGGCCCUGGACAUCGAGAUCGCGACCUACAGGAAGCUGCUGGAGGGCGAGGAGAGCAGGCUGGAGUCGGGCAUGCAGAACCUGAGCAUCCACACCAAGACGACGGGGUACUCGGCUGCCGGCUUCGGCACAGGAUUUGGGGGGGGCUUUGGCUCCUCCUUUUCCAGCUCCGGCUACGCUGUGUCCCCCCCCGCCCCGGAGAGCUCGUCCCUCACCAAGUCCCGCGCCAUCGUCAUCAAGAAGAUCGAGACCCGCGACGGCAAGCUGGUGUCCGAGUCCUCCGACAUCCUGGCCAGCUGAGCCCCACGGGGGACACCCCGCACCACCCCCAGGGCGACCUGAGCCAGUGCCCCUGCGGCGGCCACCGAGGGCUGCCCCCCCGCGUUGUCCCCAACACCCCCAUUGUCCCCACCCCCGCUCUGUCCGUCCUGGCCCUCCCGCGUGCUGGGGGUGUGAAAUGGGGGGGCCCGGCCCCUCCCCGGGGGCUCUGCUGCUGGAAUAAAACCUCGAAACUCGGGA
Molecule: messenger RNA, 2182 nt
Organism: Columba livia (rock pigeon)
Lineage: Eukaryota; Metazoa; Chordata; Aves; Columbiformes; Columbidae
Gene: KRT8
Product: keratin 8
Exons: 9
Coding region: 506-1963 (485 amino acids)
Biological process (GO): intermediate filament organization; keratinization
Cellular component (GO): keratin filament
Molecular function (GO): structural constituent of skin epidermis
Source: RefSeq, a predicted model, not a curated record